UCUCUGCUGAUGACAGAAGAGAUAACGUAUGGAAAAAGCCAAUUGGACCUCCCCCGUGGUGGGGUUCAUUCUCCUGGGCCUCUCCGCCCACCCAAAGCUGGAGAAAACAUUCUUUGUGCUCAUCCUGCUGAUGUACCUGGUGAUCCUGCUGGGCAACGGGGUCCUCAUCCUGGUGACCAUUCUAGACUCCCGCCUACACACGCCCAUGUACUUCUUCCUGGAGAACCUCUCCUUCCUGGACAUCUGCUACACGACCUCCUCGGUCCCACUGGUCCUGGAUGGCUUCCUGAAGGAGGAAACCAUUUCCUUCUCGGCCUGUGCUGUGCAGAUGUUCCUCUCCUUCGCCAUGGCAGGGACAGAGUGUGUGCUCCUAAGCAUGAUGGCGUUUGAUCGCUACGUGGCCAUCUGCAACCCCCUGAGGUACCCUGUGGUCAUGAGCAAGGCUGCCUACGUGCCCAUGGCUGCCAGCUCCUGGGCUAUUGGUGGUGCUGCUUCCAUGGUGCACACAUCCUUAACAAUACGGCUGCCCUUCUGCGGGGACAAUGUCAUCAACCACUUCACCUGUGAGAUCCUGGCUGUCCUCAAGUUGGCCUGUGCUGACAUCUCCACCAAUGUGAUCAGCAUGGGGUUGACCAAUGUGAUCUUCCUGGGGGUCCCGGUUCUGUUCAUCUCUGUCUCCUAUGUUCUCAUCAUUGCUACCAUCCUGAGGAUCCCGUCAGCUGAGGGGAGGAAAAAGGCCUUCUCCACCUGCUCGGCCCACCUCACAGUCGUGGUCAUCUUCUAUGGAACGUUAUUUUUUAUGUAUGCAAAGCCCAAGGCUAAAGACCCCCUGGGAGCAGACAAAGAGGACCUUUCAGACAAGCUCAUCCCUCUCUUCUAUGGGAUAGUGACCCCCAUGCUCAACCCCAUCAUCUAUAGCCUGAGGAACAAGGAUGUGAAGGGUGCUGUGAGGAACCUGGUGAGUUGGAAACACUUCACCCGGUGA
This is a messenger RNA of Manis javanica (Malayan pangolin), 985 nucleotides long. RefSeq names its product olfactory receptor 2S2. Gene Ontology annotation, cellular component: membrane. Gene Ontology annotation, molecular function: olfactory receptor activity; G protein-coupled receptor activity. Gene Ontology annotation, biological process: G protein-coupled receptor signaling pathway. Lineage: Eukaryota; Metazoa; Chordata; Mammalia; Pholidota; Manidae. The record is from RefSeq and is a predicted model, not a curated record.